GUGGGAUGAUGGUGGAUGGGCGGAGCGACGCAGCGACGACCAGCGCAGAGACAUAAACCCACUCUGAAAUCACCAGGGUCGGGGAUAAAAAUAGUGUAAAACCGCCGUCCCGCUUUCACCGACAUUGUUUAUAUUUCAUCACUUCACAUCAAAGAGAGGGAGGCCAGGCCAGGAUGAACGGCGAGUCAGGUGCUGGUGUGGUGACGGCCCCCCCUCCCACCACAGCCCCCCACAAGGAGCGGUACUUCGACCGAGUGGAUGAGAGCAGUCCGGAGUACCAGAGGGAGAGAAACAUGGCACCCGACCUGCGGCAGGACUUCAACAUGAUGGAGCAGAGGAAGAGGGUCUCCAUGAUACUACAGAGCCCGGCCUUCUGUGAUGAGCUCGAGACAAUGAUCCAGGAUCAGCUGAAGAAGGGGAAGACGCCCACUAGCCUUUUGGCUCUGCAGCAGAUCGCAGACUUCAUGACCACCAGCAUGCCUUCCAUGUAUCCUGCUGCACCACAAGGAGGCAUGGCAGCGCUCAACAUGAGUUUGGGUAUGGUGACUCCAGUGAAUGAUCUGCGUGGCUCAGACUCUAUUUCCUAUGACAAGGGUGAGAAGCUGCUUCGCUGCAAGCUGGCUGCCUUUUAUCGGCUCGCUGACUUGUUUGGCUGGUCCGAGCUCAUCUACAACCACCUCACAGUCAGGGUGAAUUCAGACGACGAGCGCUUCCUAGUUGUCCCGUUUGGGCUCCUGUACAGUGAAGUCACUGCCUCCAGUCUGGUGAAGAUAAACCUUCAAGGUGAGAUAGUGGACCGAGGCAGCACCAAUCUCGGGGUCAACCAGGCCGGCUUCACUCUCCACUCUGCCAUCUACGCUGCACGGCCCGAUGUCAAGUGUAUCGUACACGUACACACACCUGCAGGUGCUGCGGUGUCAGCCAUGAAAUGCGGCCUGUUGCCCAUCUCACCUGAGGCACUGUCCCUGGGUGAGGUGGCAUAUCAUGACUACCACGGCAUACUGGUGGAUGAGGAAGAAAGUACUCUCAUACAGAGGAACCUCGGGCCUAACAGCAAGGUGCUCAUCCUGAGGAACCAUGGCUUGGUGUCUGUAGGCGAAACAGUGGAGGAAGCUUUCUAUUACAUCCACAAUCUGGUCACUGCCUGUGAGAUCCAGGUGCGAACACUGGCCAGCGCUGGAGGGCCAGAUAAUCUGGUGAUGCUGGACCCGGGGAAAUACAAGGCACGCCCACGGGUCCCGGAGCCAGCUGGCGACGGGUCCUCUACGUACCCCAAGUGGCUAGUCGGGGAGCAGGAGUUUGAGGCUCUCAUGAGAAUGCUCGACAAUUUGGGCUACAGGACGGGCUACCCUUACCGCUGCCCGGCAUUGCGAGACAAAGCUAAAAAGUACAGUGACGUGGAGAUCGCUCCCUCUGCCCACGGUGGUUACUCAUAUGGGGAGGACAGUGAUUCAGGUGCUCGCUCCCCGCUGAAACACAGCUUCCAGCGCGGCCAGCGUGACAAGACCCGCUGGCUCAAUGCCGGCGGCCGGCCUGAUGAGCCCUGCGAGGACGGGCCCGAUGGCAGCAGCCCCAAGUCGAAGCCUAAGGUGUGGACGAACAUAACACACGAUCACGUCAAACCCUUGCUGCAGUCUCUCUCGUCUGGUGUCUGCGUGCCAAGCUGUAUAACCAACUGCUUGUGGACAAAGGAAGAUGGACUCCGCCAGGCUGCCGUAGCCAAUCAGUUCAUCCCAAUGAACACCAACCCAAAAGAUGUCCUGGAAAUGAGGAAUAAGAUCCGGGAGCAGAACCUGCAGGACAUAAAGACAGCAGGGCCCCAGUCUCAGGUUCUGUGUGCUGGCACCAUGGUAGAUCGCUCCUUUAACCAGAGAUUGUCAAUCUGGCAGGACGCCCCUCUGUCUGACUGUACAGACACUAUUGAUGGCCUUGAUGUGUCCGAGGGGUCCUAUAGUCCUGCUAAAUCAAUUAGAAAGGGGGAGCUAGUGACUGCGUCCAAGGCCAUCAUCGAAAAGGAGUACCAGCCUAAGGUUAUUGUCAGCAAGCAGGGUCCCAACCCCUUCACCAAACUCACCGACCAGGAGCUAGAGGAGUACCGCAAGGAGGUGGAGCAGAAACAGAAAGGGCCUGAAGUGCAGGGACGGGACGAUAGUAGGGAGGGAUCAGCCUCCAGCGUACCCUGUCCUGAGUCUGAAACGCUACAGAGGGGUCAAGCCUUUGUCUCCACACCUCCACAGUCUGCAACUGACUCACCCAGCUUAGAGAAAGCCCCACCUGCAACUGCCACACAAGCCUCUGAGCAGGGCUCUUCUUCCCUCGGCCUCUCGAGUGGCGCUGAACCAGCUCAGGGCGAAGCAGACUCUGCAGAGGCAGUUGUGGAUGAUGUUUUUUCGACUGCAGAAGAGGUUCUUUCAGCUCCAGAUUCCCCACAAAAGGAGUUCCACUGCGCGGUGGUGCGAGCCCUCUGCAAGGAGCCGUCAGUGGUAGAGGCAGCUAAGACAGAUCAGGCUCCAGACCUAGAGGAGCUAGUAGAACGUGAGGAGGAGCCCAAAGGCCAGAAACCCACCAACACACCACCCAGCACCCCAAUCAGAGCAGAAGAAGGAGAUGGAAAUACAAAAGAGUACCUGUUGCCAUAUAGAGCUGUCCUGUGGUCCGAAAUAACCCAUUUUCCGGGGUUUGAGACAACGAGUCCUUCACCAGAGUCCUUGCCAGAACAGUCCUAUAAGGAUGAGAGUGAUGCAGCCACCCUGAGACAGACCCUUCCAGAUUUAACACCUGAUGACCCUUCCGAUGCCCCAGCCCUUCCUGCCGAAGACUCCACCUCUGCCCCUGCCACCGCAGACGCAGACGGAGCUGAGGGGGAGGAACCCGCUGAUGCUGGCGACCAGGAGGGUGAAGAGUCUCCCAGCAAAUCACCUUCCAAAAAGAAAAAGAAGUUCCGCACUCCUUCCUUCCUAAAGAAAAACAAAAAAAAGAUGGAGUCCUAGAUUGGAGAAUGUUGGAUCGGUCCUCAAGGCUGGCCUCUGCCUCUUUUCAUUUCCGCUUUUUGUCUGCUAUCAUUGCAUCCUUCGAGCAAGCCACAGUUACACACAGUUAUGCUUUGUGUUGUUUUGAUAUCAUUUGUCGCUGGCUUAUUAACCUAUUUUUCCUCGUUAGUGUGUGCCAAUUUUGUAUACAGUGUAAAAAUGAUUGAUUGCAUAAAAGUUUUUAAUUAUUAGAGGCUUUUAGUUGUGAGUGAGUGAUUGAUUCGGUCUUAUCUACUCCAUCGCCUUUUUAUGCAUGUCUAUUACUACAGGCCCACACACUUGAUGUGAGGUUUAAGGGUUUUAUUGCCCUCAUUUGUAAAAGAGUAUUACUAAACAGUUGUAACCACUAGAAUGUAUUGGGAUUGUAUCAAAAAUAUGUCUUUUAAAAGUGUCUUUUAAAAACAGUGAAUGCAGAAAGAGAAGAGUGUACUCUCUCAUUUAACUUAAAUUCCGACUGUGAGAACUAUAAAUUGCAUAGUGCUAAUUUUACCUCUGAAGCUGUGCAUCCAUGUAAUUAUAUGUUAGCAGGCCUAGAGAACUACAGUUGGGAUAUUCACAUUGGAUUAAUGACCCACAGAAAGUGCAGUCAUAUGAAGUCCAUAUUAAUGUCUCCAUAAUCCAAUAUUUUGAUUAAAUCAUCCACACACAAGCUAAAUCACAUCUUUGUGCUUGUUGAUUUUUUUCUAAAACUCCAAGUCUUCUACCCACAACCAUUUGACACAGCCUUAACUUACAGUUAUGUUGUACAGUGCUUUAGAUCUUUAUAUGAUUUGGACAUUGGUUUGAGAAAUAUUGACCCCAGAUUCAUCUGCAGUGCUGCUAACCUGCAGAUGAUAUUGUUUGAACCUAGUGAUACUGUGCAUGGUUAACAACAAAGUGUGAGUCCUCCCGGGAAGUGUUAGCAAGCAUUGUGCUUGUUGAUUAUUCCAAGGGUUGAUAAUGUAUUUGCUCCUGGCUGUAAGUCUUUAGUAUGAAGGAAUGUGUAAAAACAAAUUCUCAGUUUAUGUCUUGCGUUCAUUCGAAUUAUUUGAGCCUGGCUUUGUUUUGCAUUUGCCCCUUGAUUUCUCUCUGUCUCUGUGAAAGUCAGAAACAGGCAGAAAUGCUACCUAUUGUGAGUUUACAUAUUUCAUUUUGUUCUUGAUUUUAUGUUAAAAAACACAAAACAUUUUUUUUAAACUACUUGCGCUUUUUCUCACAAAGUAGAUUGAGCCAUGAUUGCUUGCUGUGAGAGAGCACUGUGAACCUCCUCUUCUAUAAACCACUGUCUGGGACACACGUUGCUUUUAGAUAGUCACAGUCUAUCAUCAUAAAUAUAGAUACAGUUGUUACAGAACAUGUAAAUGACAAUGUCGCUGUUAUGAAGCUGCAUGAUCAAUCAUAUUUCAGAACCCUCAGCCUGGACUUUCCUGUGUAAAACUCCACUCUGGGCAAAUAGACUUUAUCAUUGAAUACCUGUGUGUUUCCAGUUGCAGUAAAGACACAAUGUACACUGGAGAAGCAAUUCAGUUUUUUUAUUUUUUAUUUUAUAUUACCGAUUGUGUGAUGGCAAGUGAGCUGUGCUUAAGGUUGCAGGGCAUUAAUACCAAGGCCAUCUCCAUGCAUUGCUCCCCCACUUGUGUUUAUUCAUCAUGUUUUAGUGAAGGGUCAGUCAUCAGUCUAUUUAACCUAUUGUGAACCAAAAGGCAAAACUAAUGGGAAGCUUCACCUAAUCUGAGAUGCUUAAUAAACCUUGGCCUUUGUUCACCACAGAUGGCGUAUCUACAUUGUUACAUACAAGCACAGAAUGUCUAACUCACGAAGGACUGCAUGUGUAGAAUGCUUAGAGCGUGUACUGUCCUUUAAAUGACUGUAACUACUCCUUUUUAUUUUAAUUCUAUUUUAUGUUAGCUUUAGCGUACCAAUAACAAUACUAGAGUCCUUGUAGUCAUGGUUUUCAUUUAAGUCAACCAUAGUUGUUUUUUUUUAUCUCACAGCUAUGCUGAUUUGUAUUCUGUCUGAUCUACUUCCAAUUUAAAUGUCUCAUCAUUAUACCAUCUACAGACAUAAUACUUCCACCUCUGUUUUCUCAUGGUUCUGCCUCUUUUACAACCAUGAAUAAAAAACACUACCAUGAAAGUUA
Molecule: messenger RNA, 5148 nt
Organism: Siniperca chuatsi (mandarin fish)
Lineage: Eukaryota; Metazoa; Chordata; Actinopteri; Centrarchiformes; Sinipercidae
Gene: add1
Product: adducin 1 (alpha)
Exons: 21
Coding region: 174-2990 (938 amino acids)
Biological process (GO): positive regulation of establishment of endothelial barrier; positive regulation of adherens junction organization; barbed-end actin filament capping
Cellular component (GO): postsynaptic density; focal adhesion; cytoskeleton
Molecular function (GO): actin filament binding
Source: RefSeq, a predicted model, not a curated record